Messenger RNA from Ilex paraguariensis (yerba mate), 369 nucleotides. The record is from the annotation of a GenBank genome assembly. NCBI's taxonomy places the organism in Eukaryota, Viridiplantae, Streptophyta, Magnoliopsida, Aquifoliales, Aquifoliaceae.
AUGGAUGGAGAUUCCUUGAGCCCACUUUUGCUCUUCGACAGGAAGAAGCAUAAGAUCAUUGAAGAAAGGGAGAGGCAGAGUGAGAUUCCUUCGUCCUACUCACAUUUUAUGCAGCAAAGAAGAAAGAGAUUGGGGAAAAGAUGGAGAAGAGAAAGAGUGAAGAAGAGGAAGAUGGGUGCUUAUUUGAUUUGUGCAAGUAAGCAUCUUAAAAAAGGGAGAUUCCUUGAGUCCACUUGUUGCUCUUCGACCGGGAGAAACACAAGAUCAUUGAAGCAAGGAAGAGGCAGAGUGAGAUUAUUUCGUCCUACUCACAUUUUAUGCAGUAGAGAAGAAAGAGAGUGGGGAAAAGAUGGAGAAGAGAAAGAGUGA